This is a messenger RNA of Jaminaea rosea, 1152 nucleotides long. RefSeq lists its product as hypothetical. Bases 1 to 1152 code for a protein of 383 amino acids. The transcript has 3 exons. Lineage: Eukaryota; Fungi; Basidiomycota; Exobasidiomycetes; Microstromatales. The record is from RefSeq and is a predicted model, not a curated record.
AUGCCCCUGUUCGCUGCCCUGCCACCGGGAUUGCGUCGCCUUCAUUCCUCUGGUUCACUCCUCCUUAGCAAAGGCAACAGCGCCACCGCCGAGGCUUCCGCCAAGGGCAACAUCGUAGACGAUGACCUUGUCGAGCCCAAUCACAUCGACCCACGCAUCAUCACCUUCUUGACAGCCGCUGACGCCGCCUGCGCCGAUGGGGCCGACUUCACCUCAAGCCAGCGCAUCUGGAGCAACACGGGUGGGUACACGCCCGAAAGUACAGCUACUGAGUCCAAGGGACAGCCCCGUCGCUGGUUGCUUCGAUACCUUCCGAUGCCCUCGCUUCGAUGCUUCCUUCCUUGUUUCCCUUCAUGGUGUCGCGAUACCACCAACGAGCAAGACGACGACCGCCAGCGCGACCUGCUUGCCCCUUCGCCCACGUCGUUGCCGCUUGGCUACCCGUACUCGAAUCAAGGCAAAGGCACUCCCAUCGUCGCUCAAACCAAGCCAAGUCGCUCCUUCUCUCUUCCUUUCCUGUGGAGCAGGAAGACAGCCAACAACAUGUCAGGCACAGCCACUACCACCACAUCGCCGGUCACAACAACUGAGAGCGGCUCUCCCAUCGAACCCACUCAACAGCGUCUCUCCCUCAAUCUCGUUCGACCGAGCAUCGAUGUUGAUCUCAGCGGCCUCUUCGACACUUCGUGCGCCAUUCAGUCUAGCGAAGGGGUGCCUGCUGCACUCUUGCCUUCUUUACCUUCGGCCAAGGUGAGGCAUGAGGAGGUGCUGCUCACCUCUGGAGAUGGGCUACCCGUCUGGGCGAGCAAGAGUGUGCUGGAGGGCUACGAAGAGGCAAAGUACCAAGCCCUCAUGUUCAUCCACGGCCUCACCUUCACCAGCGACUCUACCUGGGCUCACAUCCUCUCCGACGUCAACUUCCACCGCUCACUACUCGUACCCGCUAGCAAAGACAGCACAGCGGCCGAAGCUCAUUGGCUCGCACGCCCCCUCAUCCGCUAUGAUCUCCGUCAUCACGGCCGCUCUGUCGCCUCCGACACGCCCAGUACCACGGCUGCUGCAUCGCACCCGAUCAGCUCGCCCAACCUGCAUCGGUGGCACAGUGAGUACGGAUAUCGUCGCCGCCGCAUUGGCUUCCCCGGAUCAGGCUAG